This is a messenger RNA of Perca flavescens (yellow perch), 4085 nucleotides long. It is a transcript of the gene aars1, whose product is annotated as alanyl-tRNA synthetase 1. Gene Ontology annotation, biological process: alanyl-tRNA aminoacylation. The transcript has 20 exons. Gene Ontology annotation, cellular component: mitochondrion; cytoplasm. Lineage: Eukaryota; Metazoa; Chordata; Actinopteri; Perciformes; Percidae. Gene Ontology annotation, molecular function: nucleic acid binding; alanine-tRNA ligase activity; aminoacyl-tRNA deacylase activity. The coding region runs from base 120 to 3020 and encodes 966 amino acids. The record is from RefSeq and is a predicted model, not a curated record.
UGGUCACUGGAUCUGUGCUUUCCUUUUGGUCGAGCAGCGUGGGCUAACUAAAGCAGUGUGUCUGGGAGCAGUUAACUGAUUCAUUCUGCGAGAAUAGCGACUCUUACAGCUGAUUCAGAAUGGACUCCUCUUUGAGUGCUGCUCAAAUCCGCGAGAAGUUCAUUGACUUCUUCCGUCGCUAUGAGCACAAGUAUGUCCACUCGUCAUCCACCAUCCCACUGGACGACCCCACGCUGCUUUUCGCCAAUGCUGGCAUGAACCAGUUUAAGCCCAUCUUCCUCAACACCCUCGACCCGUCCCACCCUAUGGCCAAGCUGCGUCGUGCCGCCAACACCCAAAAGUGUAUCCGUGCAGGAGGCAAACACAACGACCUGGAUGAUGUGGGUAAAGAUGUCUACCACCACACCUUCUUCGAGAUGCUCGGGUCCUGGUCCUUUGGUGACUACUUUAAGCAACUGGCCUGUAAGAUGGCCUUGGAGCUGCUGACCCAGGAGUUUGGUAUUCCCAUAGACCGUCUGUACGUCACCUACUUCGGGGGUGACGCUGAAGCAGGCCUGGAGCCCGACCUGGAGUGCAAACAGAUCUGGAUCGACCUAGGAAUGGAGGAGGCUCGCAUCCUGCCAGGCAGUAUGAAGGAUAACUUCUGGGAGAUGGGAGACACCGGCCCCUGCGGUCCCUGCAGUGAGAUGCACUUUGACCGCAUUGGAGGGAGGGACGCCUCUCACCUGGUGAACAUGGACGAUCCCAAUGUCCUGGAGAUCUGGAACCUGGUGUUCAUCCAGUUCAACAGGGAGUCCGAGACUGUGCUAAAGCCACUGCCUAAGAAGAGCAUCGACACAGGGAUGGGCCUGGAGCGCCUGGUGUCCGUACUGCAGAACAAGAUGUCCAACUAUGACACUGACCUCUUCAUCCCGUACUUUGAAGCUAUUCAGAAGGGUACAGGCGCUCGACCUUACACCGGUAAAGUAGGUGGCGAGGAUACUGACGGUAUUGACAUGGCCUACCGUGUGCUGGCUGACCACGCCCGCACCAUCACCAUCGCCCUAUCAGAUGGCGGCCGGCCUGAUAACACAGGAAGAGGUUACGUGUUGAGGAGGAUCCUGCGUCGCGCAGUCCGUUACUCUCACGAGAAGCUGGGGGCUCAGAGAGGCUUUUUUGCCUCUCUGGUGGAUGUGGUGGUUGAUUCCCUGGGCAACGCCUUCCCGGAGUUGAAGAAAGACCCCGAAGUAGUGAAGGACAUUAUUAAUGAGGAGGAGGUGCAGUUCCUGAAAACCCUCAGUAGGGGGCGUCGUAUCCUUGAUAGGAAGAUCAUGAGUUUGGGAGACAGCAAGACCAUUCCAGGUGACACAGCAUGGCUGUUGUAUGACACAUACGGCUUCCCUCUGGACCUGACCUCCCUCAUCGCAGAGGAGAAAGGCAUGGUGGUGGACAUCGCUGCCUUCGAAGAGGAGAAAAAGGCAGCACAGUUAAAGUCCCAGGGUAAGGGCGCAGGAGACGUGGACCACAUCAUGUUGGACAUCUACGCCAUCGAAGAGCUAAGAAACAAGAACAUACCCGCCACAGAUGACUCUUCCAAAUACAGUUACACCUCUGAGGAAAACGGCAACUACAAGUUUGAGCAGGCCUCAGCCACAGUGCUGGCCCUGCGCUGCGACCGCGCCUUCUGCGAUGAAGUGACCACGGGUCAGGAGUGCGGUGUGCUGCUGGACCAGACAUCCUUCUACGCCGAGCAGGGCGGACAGACAUUUGACGAGGGCUACAUGGUUCGAGAGGACGACAGCACAGAGGAUCGGAUGGAGUUCACGGUGAAGAAUACGCAGGUUCGAGGAGGUUACGUUCUCCAUCUGGGGACGGUCUAUGGCAGUCUGAAGGUUGGAGACCGCGUUACCUUGCGUGUAGAUGAGGCUCGACGUAGGCCCAUCAUGAGCAACCACACCGCCACACACAUCUUGAACUUCGCCCUGCGGGGGGUUUUGGGGGAGGCAGACCAAAGGGGCUCCCUGGUCGCCCCUGACCGCCUGCGCUUUGACUUCACUGCUAAAGGUGCCCUGAGCACGGGGGAGGUCCGCCAGACUGAGGAGAUCGCUUGUACCAUGAUAAAAGAAGCCAAGCCGGUGUAUGCCAUGGAAGCCCCACUAGCAAAAGCCAAGGCUAUUCAGGGUCUGCGUGCCGUGUUCGAUGAGACCUACCCCGACCCUGUCCGAGUCGUGUCUAUCGGUAUCCCCGUUGAGCAGCUGCUGGAGAGCCCCGACAGUACUGCUGGUUCUCUCACCUCCAUUGAGUUUUGUGGUGGAACCCAUCUGCAGAACUCGGGUCACGCCGCGCCGUUUGUCAUCGUCUCAGAGGAGGCCAUCGCUAAGGGCAUCCGCCGCAUUGUUGCUGUGACAGGAACAGAGGCCCAGAAGGCCCAGAGGAAGGCCGAUUCCCUGCUCCAGUCUUUGUCCCAGCUGGGGGACAAGGUGAAGCAGCAGACAGCCCCGAACAAGGACAUUCAGAAAGACAUCGCCGACAUGACAGAGUUGAUAGGCACAGCAGUGAUCUCCCAGUGGAGGAAGGACGAGAUGAGGGAAUCCCUAAAGGGACUGAAGAAGACCAUGGAUGACUUGGACCGCAACUACAAGGCUGACAUCCAGAAGAGAGUCCUGGAAAAGACCAAGGAGGUGAUAGAAGGCAGCCCCAACCAGCCGCUGCUUGUCAUGGAGAUGGAGACCGGAGCCUCCGCUAAGGCACUGAACGAGUCACUGAAGCUGCUGAAGUCCCAAUCUCCUCAGACCGCCGCGAUGCUCUUCGCUGUAGACCCAGACGCCGGCAAGAUCACCUGCCUGUGUCAAGUCCCACAGGAUGUGGCCAACCGAGGUCUGAAGGCCAGCGAGUGGGUUCAGGAGCUGUGCCCCCUGCUGGACGGUAAAGGAGGCGGCAAGGACAUGUCGGCCCAGGCCACGGGCAAGAACACCCAGGGCCUGCAGGAGGCGCUGCAGAUGGCCAACCGGUUUGCACAGCUUAAACUGGGAGAGAACUAACGGGGGUCUGUGUGAGAGGAGGUUGCAAACAUAGGUCGUAGUUUGGUAGCGGAAAUAAGGUCGAGUCCUGAGUCUUAACUGAGUUAGAAAUCACCAAACAUCCUCCUUUCCUUCGUCCAUUUCCUCUACUCUUUUCUUCUCCCUUCGGCUCACAUAAAGAUUAGAAAACGAGCGACAUUUCCGGGCUUCUCGCUCACUAUGUUGACAGAAUGACCAGUGACUCUCAGCCUCGGUAACUGAGCCACUCAUAUUUAUUGAGACUAUGAUUGCUGACUUGCUCCAGUAAAAAAAAAAUCAUCUCUGUGGAAAUAGCUUGAAUAUAUAUAUGAAGAUCCCGUCAUGCAGCUGAGUAAAAGAGGACUGCAGAUGAUUUGAGAAAUUUUAUUUGUGUUUUCACUUUAUUUUUGGCAUGCUUGUGACAGAGGAAAGGGGAUGUACGAUUGAUCAAUUUAGCCUCCGACAAGUACUGUACAGAUCAGAUGAAGUACCAAAACCAUCCUGCCUCUGUGUUUGUUUCCUCUAACUGUAGCCAUGUUUAUUUAAAUACAAGCCCUUUCCUGCUUAACCAAGGCUGCUUUAAACGGCAUCAACUUCAACUUUUGGUUUCCCGUACCUCUUAAGCUCCGCCUUUGGAAAGAAAAGUGAAAAGUCAGCCCAACUCUUAAAUGAUUUAGGUACUUUUUGUCCUUUUUAGUUUUCUGAAGGUUUUUGAUCUGAUCUCUGGCCAGCGGCUCCGUCCGUCUGUGUGAGCGAAAGCCUGAGCUCUCUUCUGUGAUUGGUUGGUCUUGCUGUACAUGCACUAGCUGUAUCGUAGUCUUUUUUUUUUUUUUUUUUUUUUUUGAAUAACAAGCCAUUGCAAGAAGUCAACGGGUUUAAUAAGGUGAAAAGAAUAAUUCAUUAACUGCAUAAAAUGAUCAUGAACGUGUCCAAUAAUCUGUGUAACUUCAUUUCGCUAACAUUAAAUAUCGAUAGAAUGCAGAAAAUGUCUUUUAUCAUUGUAGCUAUUCCAUGUCAGAGAAGUGUCACGUUAUGGGAAUGAAAAAUAAAUAUGACUGGUAAAUGCCA